Messenger RNA from Aureobasidium subglaciale EXF-2481, 708 nucleotides. RefSeq lists its product as uncharacterized. Gene Ontology annotation, biological process: peptidyl-lysine monomethylation; peptidyl-lysine dimethylation. Gene Ontology annotation, cellular component: cytoplasm. The record is from RefSeq and is a predicted model, not a curated record. Gene Ontology annotation, molecular function: protein-lysine N-methyltransferase activity. The transcript is spliced from 2 exons. Lineage: Eukaryota; Fungi; Ascomycota; Dothideomycetes; Dothideales; Saccotheciaceae. Bases 1 to 708 code for a protein of 235 amino acids.
AUGCGCUCCCAUCUCGACCCCAGCGAACUCGGUACCAAGCAAUACUGGGACGAAGCCUACGCACGUGAAAUCGCAAAUCACGCUCAGGACGCACAAGACGAGGGCACAAUCUGGUUCGACGACAGCGGUGCAGAAGAGAAGGUCAUCGAACGCCUAGAGGCGCUCGAAGAUGAGGGACUGCUCAGUAAGGAUGACUCGCGGAUCCUCGACCUGGGCACUGGUAAUGGACACAUGCUAUUUUCCCUCUUGGACGAAGAGUGGUCUGGAGAGUUGGUCGGAGUCGAUUACAGCGACACUAGUGUCAAGCUUGCGCGCCAGAUUGCUGCCGGCCGUAGUGAAGAGGAUGCGUCUGUCCGAUUCGAAGAAUGGGAUCUCCUCAACGACCGACCCGGAGAAUGGCUGGGCGAAGGCUUCAAUGCUGUUCUGGACAAGGGCACUUUCGACGCCAUCUCGCUGUCUUCCGAAACAGACGCACAAGGUCGCCGCAUCUGCGAGUCAUAUCGAGAGCACAUCACACCUCUCAUAAAGCCUGGACACUUCUUCAUCAUCACAUCAUGCAAUUGGACCAAAGAGGAAGUCAUGAACUGGUUUGUCGCUCCUGACGGCGAGCUGCAGUUCUUCGACGAGGCCAAGUAUCCGACCUUCACCUUUGGCGGUCAACAAGGCCAGAGCGUCUGUACUCUAAUUUUCCAACGACGCCUUGAAUGA